Messenger RNA from Ostrinia furnacalis (Asian corn borer), 1656 nucleotides. RefSeq lists its product as uncharacterized. The transcript has a single exon. Gene Ontology annotation, molecular function: aspartic-type endopeptidase activity. The record is from RefSeq and is a predicted model, not a curated record. Lineage: Eukaryota; Metazoa; Arthropoda; Insecta; Lepidoptera; Crambidae. Bases 124 to 1656 code for a protein of 510 amino acids. Gene Ontology annotation, biological process: proteolysis.
CGUGAUUUACCUACGUUACAGGAAUUUAAGUCGUUUUUGCGUGCUCAAGCUGACCUUCAAGAGACACUGGACCAGGCAGGUACCGGUUCCAGUGAACAGCCUUCCACCUCGGCGCGGAAGGUCAUGCUGGCCACGUCCUCUCCUGGCUCUCAGAGUAAGGUACCACCUAACAACAAUACCAAUACCCGUCGUAAUCAAUGUCCUAAUUGCAAAGAGAGUCACUACAUCAACCAAUGCUCAAAGUUCUUGGCUCUGAAAGUACCGUCACGCAUCCAAUUGAUUAAGAAAUUAGGCCUUUGUCUUAACUGCUUAGGUUCAAACCAUAUCUUACCAAAUUGCAAAUCUUCGAACUGUCGAACCUGUAAACGAAAGCACCACACUUUAUUACAUAUUACUCAAAAUGACACUCCACAACCGAGUACGUUACCACAGCCACAGUUAUCAACUAUGUAUAACCCAGAACCUAUUCGUACCAAUGCUGAAUCUCAAUCAGUAAACUUAUUUACAAACCAACAAAUAACCAACACCACUUUAGGCACGGUUGAUAACAAUUUACCAAUUCAACACAAAGCGAUUUUGCUUUCUACUGCGCAAAUAACUGUUGUAGAUAUCAAUAACCAAUUACAUACAAUGCGAGCCUUGUUGGACUCAGGUUCACAGUCAAACUAUAUUACUCAAAGUGCAUUUAAUAAAUUAAAUUUAAAGGCACAAAAAUUAGAUAUGGAGGUCAUUGGGUUUAAUGAAAAUGUAACCAAAAUUAACCAAUUGUGCAACCUAAAAGUAAACUCAAUGGACAAUACAUUCUCUACCAAUUUGUCUUGCUUUAUUGUACCUAACAUUUGUAGUUUGCCUUCGUACUUACCAAGUGCGCAGGGUCUAAAUAUACCUAAACGAAUUAAUCUUGCAGACGCCUCAUUCUAUAAAGGGGGUGAAAUCGAUAUCAUCAUCGGUGCUGAACUAUUCUACCAACUACUAUGCAUUGGCCAACACUGUCUCGGAGACGGUUUACCAAUUUUACAAAGAACUCGAUUAGGUUGGGUGGUUUCAGGCUGCGUCUCUGUAGUAAACAAACCCUUACAAGUAAGAUGCAAUUUUACUCUUAAUUCAAAUAAUUUUUUGAGAGACUGUGACCAGAUAUUGAAAUCUCCAAAUGAUGAUACCACAUAUUGUGAAAAUGUCUUUGCGACACACACAAGAACAGCUGAUGGUAAUUUCACUGUCAAAAUGCCCCUUCAGGAGCCUGUCACAAGUCUCGGGUCAUCUCUACCAAUUGCAUACAAACGAUUUCGAUCACUAGAAUCUAAAUUUGAGAAAAAUCCAGAGUUUAAAGAUAAAUAUGUAGAGUUCAUGGACGAUUUUAUAAAUGCAGGGCAUAUGAUUGAGAAAACAACCUCUGAGCCUUGUAAUUACUUACCUCACCACGCAGUCUUGAACCCUCAAAAAACAACAACACCUUUGCGAGUAGUUAUUGAUGCAUCCUGUAAAACCAGUAGUGGAAAGUCUUUGAAUGACAUACAACACAAGGGUACAAUGGACCAAGAUAGUUUGGAUAAUAUUUUGAUACGAUUUCGAAAACACAAAUAUGUUAUUAGUGCAGAUAUAAAAAAAAUGUAUAGGAACAUAUUUAUUGACCCAACACNUUUGCAUUUGUGUUAA